Molecule: messenger RNA, 1169 nt
Organism: Talaromyces stipitatus ATCC 10500
Lineage: Eukaryota; Fungi; Ascomycota; Eurotiomycetes; Eurotiales; Trichocomaceae
Product: ubiquitin conjugating enzyme (UbcH), putative
Exons: 2
Coding region: 228-728 (166 amino acids)
Cellular component (GO): endoplasmic reticulum; cytosol
Source: RefSeq, a predicted model, not a curated record
GGGCAUGUCUUUUCUUGAUCGACAUAUGCACCUGUGACUAAAUCGUAUCUCGAAUGAGCUGCAAACCAUAGAGAUUGCGUAGCUCAUAAAUAACAACAACCCCCUUUCGCCGCCGCCAAACGCCUUACGAAAUCCAUUCGAUAAGACCGGGCUCUCCAUCCCCCGACGUCACUACUCAGACAGCCAUCUCCACCCAUCAUAUUCGAAGCACGAGAGGAAAAAGCACAAUGGGUUCAAACGUAGCGCAAAAGCGCCUCUUCCACGAAUACAGAAAUCUAUCCACCAACCCUCCGGAAGGAAUCACCGCAGGCCCCAUAACCGAAGAUGACAUGUUCCACUGGGAAGCUCUAAUACAAGGGCCCGAGGGAACGCCGUUUGAGGGAGGAGUGUUUGCUGCAGAGCUCAAGUUUCCCAAGGAUUACCCUUUGAGUCCGCCAACGAUGAAGUUUUUGGGUGGUGUUUGGCAUCCUAAUGUCUACCCCAAUGGCACCGUGUGUAUAUCGAUUCUCCACCCCCCUGGCGAUGAUCCAAACCAUUACGAACAUGCCUCCGAGCGAUGGUCUCCGAUCCAGAGUGUCGAGAAGAUUCUUAUCUCAGUGAUGAGCAUGUUGGCUGAACCGAACGACGAAAGUCCCGCGAAUGUCGAGGCAGCAAAGAUGUGGCGUGAACGGAGGGGUGACUAUGAGAAACGCGUCCGAGAAGAAGUCCGGAAGAGUCUCGGACUUUAAUCUUUUUAAAGAACCGUAUGAAGCGCUAUUAUGAAGCUUACUGCCAUGGUGGUAUGUUAUUGUUGUGCCCGAUAUUAUCUGAUGCAUUAUUUCCUACGGCCGGCGUUAUCUGAUUUUCGGGGAUUUGAGCGCCUCCUCAGUCUACGUUGAGUGGUUCUGGUUCAGCAUGUAUAUACAUAGGUAUACUUAUUACGAACAAUUGAAAAUUGAGUGAGCUGACAUCAUGUCAUAAGUUGACAUUACAAAGGAGCAUAAUUGGCCAUGCUAAUUUGACCGAGAUAGACUCUCCAUCUUACGAUCCAGCCACCCCUCUAAACUCCCUUCGGUCCCAUACAGAACUUCAGUCUCAACCUUCGUAUUCAGCAUCAUCAUUAUCUGCAAUUCGACUCUCCAGUCAAGCUGUGGGCCAUUCUCGCCAAACACUGGAUUCUUCAUCAACAU